Messenger RNA from Danio rerio (zebrafish), 2639 nucleotides. The record is from RefSeq and is a predicted model, not a curated record. NCBI's taxonomy places the organism in Eukaryota, Metazoa, Chordata, Actinopteri, Cypriniformes, Danionidae.
AUGUGCAUCCCCACUUUUAGAGACAGACCAUUUAGAAACAGCUCCAUCAGUGAAAGACAAAGGCAGAGUUUAUUGAAGGACAGUGAGAAGAUGAGUGAUCCAGAACCCUGCAGAAUUAAACAGGAAGAGACUGAAGAACUAAUAGAUGUGGUGGUGAAGGAGGAGAGCGAAGCACCGAGUGAAGAUGAGGAGAAACAUCAUGUCAAGAAUGAGAACAGAACAGCCGUGAACGGUCUCAUCUGCACUCAGUGUGGAAAGAGUUUCAGCUGCAAAAAUAGUCUGAAGCGCCACAUGAUGGUCCACACUGGAGAGAAACCGUUUCACUGCAUUGAUUGUGGGAGGAGUUUCACACGAUUACCUUCUCUACAACUACACAGAAAGCACAUUCACAACUUGAUUGUGGAGAAGAAGAGUGAAGACAUGAAGGUCCACCAUAGUGUCGAUAGAAAGAAGCAGCAAUAUUUAUGCUAUUCAUGUGGAAAGAGUUAUGCAAAAAAACACCAUUUAAUGUGUCAUGAGAGGUCUCACACUGGAGAGAAACCCUACAGCUGUCCACUCUGCGGCAAGAGAUUUAGCCUGUUAAAUGGCUUAAAAACACAUGAGAGGAUUCACACGGGAGAGAGACCGUACACAUGUACUGAGUGCGGGAAGAGCUUCAGACAACUGUCGAACCGUAAUCAACACAUGAAGUUCCACAGCGGAGAGAAAUUACACAAAUGUGAUCUCUGCGGAAAAUUAUUUACAAGGCUUCCAGAUCUGAGGAAACAUCGGAGAGUGCAUACGAAGGAGAGGCCUUACUCAUGCUCUGUGUGUGGGAAGAGUUAUUCAUGGCAGUCGGGUUUAUUAAAACAUCAGAAGCAUCACACUAGAGAGUUUGUGUACUCUGAAUAAGAAGACUUUUAGAUUUUUAUUAUUAUUUGGAGUCUUGAAACGACACUAGAAGAGUCACGAUAGAGGGAAGUCCCUUUAAAACUUAGCGGCCUUAUCAUACACUCGGCGCAAUAAGGCGGAAGACGUGCUUGGCACGAUUUGUUGAUAUUUUCAGACCAGCGCAGCUCUAAUUUUCACAUUUUGCGUAGCGUUGUUUAAAUAGCAAAUCCAUUUGUGCCACUUUGUGGACUCAUAGGUGAGCUGGUCUUUUCUCAAUUUAUUCAUCACAAUUUGCAUGUGUAUGUUAUUAUUAUUAGCAGUAUUAUUUAUUAUAUGCAUAUUUAUAUUCGUUUUAUUAAAAAAAACAAGUUUAGAUUUGUCUGCCUGUGAGGUUUUGGAGACGUCUGCAUCACCAUAUGUGGAUAAGAACAGGACGUGUGUUUGGACAUAACUCAGUUGUUUGAGCACACUUUGUUUUUAUUGUUCAUUUAUUCCUUUGCUGGAGAUUAGAACUGGAUUUAGAAAUAGUUUUAAGCACAUCUUUGUGCUUGACAAGCAAAAUUAAAUAUGUCAGCUAAUGUAUGUCAUCAGUGGAAUGCGUACAAAACAGUUUCCUUAUCCAGCAAAGUAAAGGAGUAAAGAGUAAAAGAAAAGUGAAAGUAAAGAGGCUGAAUGGAGGAGGCUCGUUCUUUAUCCUCGCGCUGCAGAUGCUCUGUUUAGCUGUCGCUAGUGAAGCUUUUAGUUUUUCUUCUUACAAAGUCCGCCAUGUAAAUAGCAAAUGCACCAUGGAGCUCCCCCAUGAAUGAGACUCUGAUUGGUUUAAUGCAGGUUAUGCUCAAAACCCACCCAGAACUCAUUAAGAGAAUAAGCUCAACCCUGUUAGACCGUGCGCCAGAAUGCAAAGGGUAUUUUUCCAUCCUUAAAAUAGUAUAACGGAGGCCAGCUAGUGAGUGCUGUGCAGGUAAACCUCACUCCUCUGACCUCUAAAAGGUGCUCUAGCGUCAAACGCUAGAGACCAUAGUCUUUAGCCUCCUUGUUGGAGCAACUGACUCCCAUGUGGAAGGUUGCCGAUUCAAUCCCAGCUCUGAGCGGGUUGGGCAGUGUAGAACCGGCGGGUUUACAAUAGCAAAAGUGGGUCCGGGUACACCCUUAAUAACUUUUCGCAAUUUAGACUUUGCCCCUAGAUCGUUAAAAUAGAGCCCAUAGUCUGAUUACUCACCAUAUUUGCAACCCUCCUGGGGCCGUUUAUCCAAGACCAAAGUCCUAUCUAAAUGAAUAGGUUGGGAGGGGGGGGGGAUACGUCCCCCUCACUUUUAUAGACAGACCAUUUAGAAACAGGUGAUUAGUAAUUAUAUGAAUGUAAACUUUUGAAUCUCAUUCAGCUUUCCCCAAACACUUUUACAAUGUCCGCUACGCUGGAUUUAUCCCAUUGAUGUUGCUUGCCGUAACAAACAAAUCUGUACAGACCACGUAGCUAUAAAGACUGAUGAUUGGCUAUUUCAACCAGAAGGCAGUACUUCGUUUGCCAUAACGAGUGUUGCACUUUUGUUGAUGGUAAUGCCUUUGAACCGUCUUCAUGUGUAGUCUAUGUAGAAAACUUACAAGUGUUAUUCGGCAUUUUUCAUCUUUGUAUGGAAAGAGUUUUACACGUCAAAUAAAUGUACCUUCCUGAAAACUCUCCUCUGUAUUCACAAGCAUCAGAUUUCAGUUAAAUGUAUGUUAAUAAAUUACAAUUGUUUGUAAAUAAUAAAAGUUUUUAUUCAUUCAUU